This is a messenger RNA of Linepithema humile (Argentine ant), 1779 nucleotides long. Its product is annotated as short neuropeptide F-like. NCBI's taxonomy places the organism in Eukaryota, Metazoa, Arthropoda, Insecta, Hymenoptera, Formicidae. The record is from RefSeq and is a predicted model, not a curated record.
CGCAUCAUUCCCGCCGUAACGUGCGAACCACUCAAUCUCCGCUCGUUCUUUGUCACCUGUGACUAACUUUCAAGAAUUUCGACGCGGGGAUACGAGCACUAUGUACGUUAAACGCUACACUGCUUUCGUUCUUUUUGCCGUGAUAGUUGGCCUUGUUGGAGCUAUUGAAAAUUACAUGGAUUAUGGAGAAGAAAUGGCGGAGAAAACGUCUGCGGACAACAUUCACGAGUUGGUCAGGCAACUUCUCAUGCAACGCAAUGCAUUGGACAACGCUGGCCUCGGCAAUGUUCUGCCGCGGAACAUAGCACUGGAACACCUAAUGAUUCGGAAGUCGCAGAGAUCGCCGUCGCUACGUCUUCGAUUUGGCCGUUCCGGACCACAUGUUUCCGCGGGAGCCCUGCUGAGACCCGUGGGCGCAGCGGCGGGAUACGACGACGACAAUUAAUCGGCGGAGCUGAUCCAGGAGCACUUUCCAAUUCGUUCUUGAUGAAAACGCGACUACCCUCUCUUGUAUAAAUUAUGUAUAGCUCGUCUUGUGCUCUGUUCUGCGCGUCCAUUCGCAGGUCGGGCUUUCUGAAGCUCUCGCGUUUUAUUCUUCAAAAAGUGAAAAGGGAAAAAGAAUUUGCGCGUCACAAUCGUAUAAUCUGACGAUUAAUUAAAUAUAUAAAGAAAUAGUGUAUAAUUUAUUAUUCGCAGUUGCGUGAUUUAUACGUACGUAUUAUUUAAAGUGAUGCAUAUUUUUAACGCGACAGUCAUUUCGCAUAUAUUCAAUAGUGAUUAAUUGCAUACGCGUAAUUCUUUUACUUUGUACGGAGUUUUAUGGAAUCCGUGAUGUAUGCAAUUCAUCUUAGAGAUCACGUUCUAUAAAAUUGUUUUUACUUUGCACAAUUGCGCCAAUUGUCGUCAUGAUUUUAUAUCACUGCUUUCGUUAAUUAGUGACAGCGCUAUAAAAGGACACUUGGCCUAAAGUCCUUCAUUCGAUGUAGAAUAACAAUCUAAACGCUUCGAUCGUUACGAACGCAAUUGUUCGUCCCUUAAUUACGCGCAUUGGCACAGAGAUGUAGAAAUACUUUGCGUUUCGUGCAAUAACACACAAGACGUCUCAGACUCUCCGGGAAAUCUGUCAACGACAAACAGAUUGAAUGACAAAAGUGAUAAAUUUGUUGAUUUUUCUUCGGGAUAAACUGAUACGUAACUUUUUAAUCGUUAAACUUAUCCUGGUUAAGUUUACUUAAAUUUGUGUUUGUGAACUAAUUGGUGUAUAAUUUAUUGCCAAUCUAUACGGGCACUUAAAGUUUAAUUUCACAAGACCUUUCAUUAAUUAAUUUCGUAAUUAAACUUUUUACUAAAUACUCUUUAAAGAAAGUUGAGGAAUUUGUUAUAGUAUUCGAUCCGAAGAAGAGAGAUGAAGGGACAGAUUAUUCUGGAACAUUAAUUUUCAACAGCUGGCCUGUUGGUCUAUCAAUCGAUUAAUAGGCGUAGUCUUUCGAUAAAUGUGCCAAAUAAUAUGAUUGUUGUAUUAUGUAUUAAUAAAGUCCUGCAUUCUCCAUAAUACAUAUAUACAGAGCAGACUAAAACUGCUGUGACAAUUUAAAAAUUUCACGCGUAUAAUGGGGAAAUCGACUGCAAAAUCUGUAUAGAUCGAAAUUAAUAAUUGAAUUAUAUCUGUGUAAAAUAUGGACUAGUUAUUCGCCACAAAGAGGGUCGCGUCCUAAAUAUGUGAAUAUGUCAAUUUGCAAAAUUAAAAAUAAAUUAUUAUGUAACACUGUGUCACAUUUA